AUGGCUUCUGCUGGCGACGCACAAUCUCCCAAUUCCUCACCUCCCACCCUUCCAUGGAACCGUAAGCUUGCCGAUUUAUUCACUUCCUUCCUUUUCCGACGAGCAUUCCGAUCAGAUUUUACCGUCAACCGUCGUCUCCUCGGCCUUCUUGAUCGUAAAGUACCUCCUUUCACCACUCGCGGUGUCGCUGCCUCUGACAUGAACAUCGAUUCUUCCUCUUCCGACCACCUUUGGAUUCGUGUUUAUAAUCCUCUCACAUUCUUCAACUCCGAUCCUUUGCCUGUUAUCGUAUUCUUCCACGGCGGCGGAUUUGUGUACGGCUCUGCCGAUUCUCCGCCCAUCGACACAUUCUGUCGCGAUUUUGCUCGCGAAAUCGGAGCGAUUGUCAUCUCUGUCAACUACCGCCUCGCACCGGAACACCGAUUUCCGAGUCAAUUCGACGACGGAUUUCACGUUCUUAAAGCAAUGGAGGAAGGAGUGAUCUCCGAAACACUUCCUGAAAAUGCCGACCUGAGGCGCUGUUUCAUCGCCGGGGAAAGCGCCGGAGGAAACAUAGCUCAUCACGUGACGGUGAGAGCGGCGGAGGGUGAAUUGAAGAGGCUUAAGAUUGUAGGAAUGAUUUUGAUUCAGCCAUUUUUAGGAGGAGAAGAGCGAAGGGAUUCAGAGAUUCGAUUUGGGAGAGGUUAUGGAAUGACCGUGGAAAUGGCGGACUGGUUUUGGAAGGCGUGGUUGCCGGUGGGUUCAAACCGGGAUCAUCCGGCGGCUAACGUGGUUCGGUCGAGCAUUUCGGGGGUGAAGCUUCCACCGGCGGUGGUGGUGAUUGGGGGUUUGGAUUUGUUAAGAGAUAGGCAGAAAGAGUACGUAGAAUGGUUGAAGAAAUGGGGUGAAGAAGUUAGGGUGGUGGAGUAUCCCAAUGGAACCCAUGGGUUUAUUUGGAAACCGGAUCUUCCGGAAUAUUCCAUGCUGAUGCAAGAUGCCCCCAAACAAUUCGCCAACAAUUUUUCAUAA
This is a messenger RNA of Cucumis melo (muskmelon), 1008 nucleotides long. Its product is annotated as probable carboxylesterase 18. NCBI's taxonomy places the organism in Eukaryota, Viridiplantae, Streptophyta, Magnoliopsida, Cucurbitales, Cucurbitaceae. Bases 1 to 1008 code for a protein of 335 amino acids. The record is from RefSeq and is a predicted model, not a curated record. Gene Ontology annotation, molecular function: carboxylic ester hydrolase activity. Gene Ontology annotation, biological process: pollen tube growth. The transcript has a single exon.